GUCACCUCCGUCACGCGCCAUUCUGAUCGUCGUCUCGAUGUUCGGCUGCUUGCUCAGUACAUCUCCAUUUUAGUCUUCUAUCGCGCAUGGCACUGAAGACAAUUUUCAACGGAUUUCUAACCGAUUUCGGAAAUACCUUUUCUUUUAAAUCAUAUAUGUCAUAACUUUGUUCAGUAUCAUGUAAGCUAUAUUUCCCAUCCUUAUUAUUUUAUUUCAGAAAUAUUUAUUAUUUAUCAGAAUGAAAAUUUAUCAAGAGAAAAAGAAAACAUUGUGUAUAUAAAAUAUAGGAUGAAUUCCACGGCAAUUUUAACUUCUGGGAUGAAUUCAACAGUUAAUCACACAAUCAUCGUUAACGAUGAAAUGAGUGAUGGACCAUCAUCUCCAGAGAGUCCAUCAUUUGAUGAUUCUGAUUUGUUAUCAUCUUCAGGAGUGACAGAUGAUGUCACAGCCCAAUUGGCUGCUGCAGGGCCUGUAGGUGUAGCUGCUGCAGCAGCCGUUGCCACUGGAAAGAAACGGAAACGACCACACUCUUUUGAAACAAACCCAUCCAUAAGAAAGAGACAACAAACAAGGUUAUUAAGUGUCAAAUCUGGAUUGUUGACAGAGUUGAAUGCCACAGUACUUAGGGUCUCUCGAAAGCAGUCACAUAUUUUAUACAGAAAAUUAAAAGCCACAAUAGACGAAUAUACAACUAGAGUUGGGCAGCAAGCAAUUGUUUUAAUAGUAACACCUGGUAAACCACAGAAUAAUUUUAAAGUUUUUGGUGCACAUCCAUUAGAAAAUGUGGUGCGUAAUUGUCGAGGUGUUAUUAUGCAAGAAUUGGAAGCAGCAUUAGCCCAACAAGCCCCUCCACAAACUCAAGAAGAUCCAACUCUUCAUGAGCUUCCUCCAUUAGUAAUUGAUGGUAUUCCUACUCCUGUGGAAAAAAUGACACAGGCACAGUUAAGAGCAUUUAUUCCUUUAAUGUUAAAAUAUUCUACUGGAAGAGGUAAACCUGGAUGGGGCAAAGAAACUACUCGUCCUGUAUGGUGGCCUAAAGAUCUUCCUUGGGCUAAUGUUCGAAGUGAUGCACGUUCAGAAGAAGAAAAACAAAAGGUCUCUUGGACUCAUGCACUUCGAGAAAUAGUUAUUAACUGUUAUAAAUAUCAUGGUCGGGAAGAUUUGUUACCUGCUUUUACCGAAGACGAUGAUAAAGAUAAGGUGAAGGCUGCCAUACAUGCUCGAGGCAUAACAACAUCUGGUGCAUGUGGAACUGCUUCUUCUGUUGCUGUUGAUAGUGCACUAGCUGCUGGAGCCCAGAGUGCAUUAUAUGCCCAACCGAUAGCAACACAUUAUGCACCAACUGUAGUACAAACAAUAAAUAAUCCUGAUGGAACUGUAUCCAUAAUCCAUAUGGAUCCAAAUAGUGCUGUUGUUACAUUAUCGGAUGGCACACAAGCACAAGUUCGAACAGUCAGUGCAAUUCAGAACUCACCAACAGAUGCUGAAGUAGCUUCUCAGCAGGUUUCUGGAGGUCAACAAAUCACUCCAAUCAGUGCUGUUAAUGUUGAUUUAAAUGGUGAAGCGGCUGCACAAGCAGUAGCAACACUUGCUGAAGCAACACUAAAUCAUGAUGGUCAGAUAAUUCUUACAGGAGAAGAUGGUACUCAAAGUGCAUUUCCUGUGUCCGGUAUGGUAACAAUACCAGUUUCAAUGUAUCAGACCGUCGUGACAAAUAUUUCUCAGCUUAGCGAAGCCCAGGCGCACGGAAUGCAGGUGACCAUGGCUCCCAUCGUCACGGAAGGAGAAUCUGGCACCAACGCCACAGAGGGAGUUGAAGUGUUGACGGUAGCGGCCACCUCGUCGUCGACGAGGACAAGCGAACAGAGCUAGGGAGAGACGAACCCGAUUUGUAUAUAAUAUUGUGUAACUUCCCAUCAUUCUCGUGUACAGGUUUUCAUCAUAUUAUCUGCAGGUUAUUCUCUCGGCCAUCAUCUGUCGUUAUUUGAGAAUGUAUUGGUGUGCAUUACAGGAAAAAAAAUCAAUGCACUAAUUCCAUUCAACUGUGGUUUCAUGUUUAUAAUAGCAUGCCAAGGAUCAUCACGUGUUUGCAUGUUAGAUGUUGUCCACAAGUUGAUCGAAACAAAUCGGCAUUAAAUUAGUAAUAGAUGUCCCAAAGAUCUGAAUUUUAUUAGCAUUACAGGCAUGUUAAGUCGUACCAUACUGUGCUUGUAAAGCUCCGAAAAAUAUUGGCCAAAUGCUCAAUGACAGUGUACAGUGAUCUGUGUACAAACUUGUGAUUUUUGUGAAAUAGAUAAAUAUUUUAAAUCUCAACUUAUCCUCUUAAAACAAACUAGAAAUUUUAAACUAGUCAAGUAUCCAAAAAAAAUAAAUAAAUAAAGGACCUAUUAAAAUGCCACCCCAUCCGAUAAAUUUGAUUUCGAAAAGUUUUAAAAGUUUACAUUCAUCACGACAUAUUUUCAUAGUGUACUGUUAUUUAUACAUAAGAGAGGUGUUCCCGACUACAGUAUUGUAUUGUUAAUUUAUGGAAAGAUCGUGAUCGUUUCCUAAAAAAUCAAAAACAAAUUCUUUUUUUUUUAUGUUUUAAAAUAAAAUUUCAAAACAGUUCUGGA
Centruroides sculpturatus (bark scorpion) is the source of this 2612-nucleotide messenger RNA. Its product is annotated as DNA-binding protein P3A2-like. Gene Ontology annotation, cellular component: nucleus. Gene Ontology annotation, molecular function: DNA-binding transcription factor activity, RNA polymerase II-specific; RNA polymerase II cis-regulatory region sequence-specific DNA binding. Lineage: Eukaryota; Metazoa; Arthropoda; Arachnida; Scorpiones; Buthidae. The record is from RefSeq and is a predicted model, not a curated record. The coding region runs from base 289 to 1872 and encodes 527 amino acids. Gene Ontology annotation, biological process: regulation of transcription by RNA polymerase II. The transcript has 13 exons.